Messenger RNA from Orbilia oligospora ATCC 24927, 729 nucleotides. RefSeq lists its product as uncharacterized. The transcript has 5 exons. Gene Ontology annotation, biological process: amino acid transmembrane transport. The coding region runs from base 1 to 729 and encodes 242 amino acids. Lineage: Eukaryota; Fungi; Ascomycota; Orbiliomycetes; Orbiliales; Orbiliaceae. Gene Ontology annotation, cellular component: membrane. Gene Ontology annotation, molecular function: L-amino acid transmembrane transporter activity. The record is from RefSeq and is a predicted model, not a curated record.
AUGCCAAGGCGACGGAACGACCCAGAUGCUGGUUUCCGCGAUUUCGGUCAGUUCCAUAACGGCUCUGAGACUACGAGUACGAAAUUUGGAAGUUUUGUAAUUGCAUUGAUGCUAGUCUUAUAUGCCUUCCGCGGGUGGGAAAAUGCAAAUUAUGUAACAGCCGAAAUAGACGGAGGUCUCGAAGAAAAGACCAAAAAACUAAAAUCAGGGGUUCGUCUUGGCGUCUUUACUGUGGGUGUUCUAUAUCUUCUUUUCAACACCGUGAUUUUCUUGGUCCUCGACUAUGAAACUAUUGCGAAGUACAGCGGAUCGCUCUCGGUGUUACAGGGCCUUUUUCAAACAAUUCGAUACGUGAAGCCGUCAUCAGACGGCUUCCUACCAGGAGAGUCUGUUGCAGCUCGAGCGGCUGCGGCAUUGAUAGCAAUAUCUUCGUUGGGAAGUACGAUCGGGGCGACAUACACAAGUGCCAGAGUAAAACGAGAGAUCGCACGUCAUCAACUCCUGCCAUUUAGUUAUAUUUUCGCAAAAAGUAGCGACAUGGGGAAAACUCAGGAGGAAGAGGGGAUUCCAACUGGCGGUCUAGUGUUAGAUUUUUUAGCGUCGGGAGGGCUUAUCAUAGCGGCGCCGAUCCACAAUGGUUCUUCUGAAGGAAUAACACUUCUUAUUCUCCUUGUGACUGCUCCUGGGUCUGCCAUUUUGGGCCCUACGACGAAUGGUGAACUUAAUUGA